AUGGCCAGCGUAAGGGUGGCGGAGGAGGAGGAUUCCGUCGUGCAUCAUUUGGGUCGUAUGGGAGUGGAGGAAAGGGCACCUAUUCACAGUAUCAGCAAGGGGGAAGGCAGUACCAGUCGGAAGGCGGGGGCCAGCAAGGAGGCGAGGAAAGGCCGUAUAAGAGGGCACGAUACUAGGAAAGUAUUCAACACUUAUGGACACGAUGAUGAUGGUCUCGAGUUGUCAUUGUUGUAUGGUUACCCUCAGCAGUACUUGCGGGAGUGUGUGUUCGACCAUUGCCCGUAG
Messenger RNA from Perkinsus marinus ATCC 50983, 285 nucleotides. RefSeq lists its product as hypothetical. The record is from RefSeq and is a predicted model, not a curated record. Lineage: Eukaryota; Perkinsozoa; Perkinsida; Perkinsidae. Bases 1 to 285 code for a protein of 94 amino acids. The transcript is spliced from 3 exons.